Messenger RNA from Orcinus orca (killer whale), 10983 nucleotides. RefSeq names its product RHO family interacting cell polarization regulator 1 (gene RIPOR1). The record is from RefSeq and is a predicted model, not a curated record. The transcript has 25 exons. NCBI's taxonomy places the organism in Eukaryota, Metazoa, Chordata, Mammalia, Artiodactyla, Delphinidae. Bases 6725 to 10660 code for a protein of 1311 amino acids.
GAGGGCAUCCUGCUCUCCGGCGGGAGCGGCUUGGAGUGUCCAAGGCCGAGCGCGUGGUGGCGCCCGUGGCCGCGGGGAUUCCAUUGGGCCUUCACUCUAGAUUUCCCGAGUCUGGUGCACGUGGUGGUGUGGCGGCCAGAGGAGUAAAGAUGGGAGUGGGCGGCGCUUCUUAUGCUUGGAAAUAUUCCAGACUGUUGUCAGCCUUCCCCUGAGAGGAACUGAAGUCCGGUGAGGGGAAGGCUUCGCUGCGGGUCACGCGUCGAGUUAACGCAAGCAGGCCCUGGACCCUAAUGUUUUGUUAGCCUGCUGGGAGCUACAGCUCCUAUGCUGCGUUGUGCCCUCCCUUCCCCUCAUUUAUUAUAUAAGAUUCUCAAGGGUAGGAGCGCGGCCCUCCUCUGCUUCUCCCAACGACGCCUGGCACUCUAAGAGCAUGCAUAAUGGAGCAACCUGACUUCGUGAGGACGUUCAGUGGCUCAGCUGGAGCCCCAGGAACAAAGGUGUUUGCACAACAAGAACCACUGGACUGUCUGGAAAUGACUCUCAACCUAGAAACUGCUCUUCCUGCUAAAGACCCAGGAGUUCUCAACCUGCUCAUCCCUGCCACUCAUGUUCUGUGCAAGUAAGAAGAGAGGCUACAGGAACUCUGGACAUAGGCAAAAAGGUACAGCCUAGGACUCCCCUGGUGGCGCAGUGGUUAAGAAUCUGCCUGCCAAUGCAGGGCACACGGGUUUGAGCCCUGGUCCAGAAAGAUUCCACAUGCCGCGGAACAACAAAACCCAUGCAGCACAACUACUGAGCCUGCGCUCUAGAGCCCACGAGCCACAACUACUGAAGCCCACGCGCCUAGAGCCCGUGCUCAGCAACAAGAGAAGCCACCGCAAUGAGAAGCCCGCGCACCGCAACGAAGAGUAGCCCCCACUUGCCACAACUAGAGAAAGCCCGUGUGCAGCAACGAAGACCCAAUGCAGCCAAAUAAAUAAAUAAAAAGAUACAGCCUAGGGUAAUCGGCACAGAGGUGAGAUAAGGCGGUACCUGGCUUGACAGGUUCAAGGUGAGCUGAAGGUCAGCUCAAGAAAGGAGAGAGGGCUUCCCUGGUGGCGCAGUGGUUGAGAAUCUGCCUGCCAAUGCAGGGGACACAGGUUCGAGCCCUGGUCUGGGAGGAUCCCACAUGCCGCGGAGCGACUGGGCCCGUGAGCCACAACUACUGAGCCUGCGCGUCUGGAGCCUGUGCUCCGCAACAAGAGAGGCCGCGAUAGUGAGAGGCCCACGCACCGCGAUGAAGAGAGGCCCCCACUUGCCGCAACUGGAGAAAGCCCUCGCACAGAAACGAAGACCCAACACAGCCAUAAAUAAAUAAAUAAAAUUAAAAAAAAAAAAAAAAGAAAGGAGAGAGAGCUGCAGCUGCUCCCAGAGUUCUCUGGACUCACUCCUUUCUGUUUUUACCCCUCCUCAUCUCCUAUGCCUCCAGCUACAAAGAAGGUCUAGGAGGUGGAGGUAUGGGAGCUGGGAGGGGAAUGAGUCCUGUGGGGGAGCCAUCAUCUGGGGGUGUUGGAUGGAAAGGAUAACCUUCCAGCUUAAACCAGUCCCCCUGGGCGCAGUUCUCACCCAGGAACCAAGCCUUUGCCCAUAUGGGAGAAAGAACUCAUAGGGUGGCCCCUGCCAGCAACCCCACUUUUGCCCCUGUAGGCCCUGCAUAAACUAUCUCCACAAAGCCCUGGGUAGGAGUCCUCCUCCCCAACUCUAGCCAAAGCCAGACUUUGUGUCAGGAUCUGUCAUAGAGGUAAGUUUUCCUCUCUGCCUCAUCCCUUUACCUGCUACAAGUUUACCCAGUGCCCCAUAGCAAGACUCCCAGUCCAUAUAUUUAACUCUCAGUAGAACAUGUAACUAAACAUUAUCAUCCCCGUUUUACAGAUCAGAAAGCUUUAAGUGACUUAGCUUUGAUUACUCAGCUAAAAAGGGGUUGGCCUGCUUUCCCUCCUUCCUCGCACGGCCCAGGGUUUGUUUUAGAGCUGGAGAAGAGGCAUGGUUGGUGUGUGUGUGUGGGGGGGCACGCGUGCGUGCGCCUCGGGGACAGGGCUCAGCCCUAACGUGUCUUCCCACACACACCUCCUGCCUGUGGGAAUCUUUCACCCACCCACAGAGCUCCCAGGGGUACAAAGACAAAAUUAAGCAGCUGCUCCAGUGGGCUCAGUUGGCUGGUAGAGCUAUGCUGAGUGUCCUUAUGCUUGUGGCCACAUUUCUAAGUAGCCCAUGAAUCAAAGGAGAAAUCACAAAGGAAACUAGAAAUGUUUCAAACUGAAUGAUAAUGAAAUACAUCAAAACUUAAUGGGAGGGCUUCCCUGGUGGCGCAGGGGUUGAGAGUGCGCCUGCCGAUGCAGGGGACACGGGUUCGUGCCCCGGACUGGGAAGAUCCCACAUGCCGCGGAGCGGCUGGGCCCAUGAGCCAUGGCCGCUGAGCCUGCGCGUCCGGAGCCUGUGCUCCGCAACGGGAGAGGCCACAACAGUGAGAGGCCCGCGUACCGCAAAAAAAAAAAAAAAAAAAACUUAAUGGCAUGCAGCUAAAGCAAUGCAUAUUUAAGUGGAUAUAUUAGAAAAGAAAAAUGGUUGAAAAUUAACUACAUAAGAUUCUUCAAGUGGGGUGAAAACAUUUUCAAUAAACAGAGUGGGAGCAAGUGACUGUUUUACCUGUACUUUGCAGCCUUCACAAAAAUUAAUUUGAGAUGGAUCAUCAACAUAAUUGUGAAGGCAAAACAAAUAAAGAUUCUAGGAAAAAAAAACAAUAUCUUAAAAAACAAAACAAAACAAAACAAUAUCUUUAUAACCUUGGAGUAGGUAAAGAUUUCUUAAAUAAGACAAAGUGCUAACCAUCAAAGACUGAUAAAUUUGACUUCAUUAAAACUAAGAACUUGGACUUCCCUGGUGGCGCAGUGGUUAAGAAUCCACCUGCCAAUGCAGGGGACAUGGGUUCAAGCCCUGGUCUGGGAAGAUCCCACAUGCCGCGGAGCAGCUAAGCCCGUGCACUACAACUACUGAAGCCCAUGCUACCCAGAGCCUGUGCGCCGCAACUACUGAGCCUGCAGGCCUAGAGCCCAUGCUCUGCAACAAGAAAAGCUACCGCAGUGAGAAGCCCGCACACCACGAUGAAGAGUAGCCCCUGCUUGCCACAACUAGAGAAAGCCUGCACGCAGCAACAAAGACCCAAUGCAGCCAAAUAAAUAAAUAAAUAAAUUUUUUUAAAAAAGAACAAAACCAAGAACUUCUGGGAAUUCCCUGGCGGUCCAGUGGUUAGGACUCAGUGCUCUCACUGCUGGGGCCCCAGGUUCCAUCCCUUGGUGGGAGAACUAAGAUCCUACAAGCUGCAGGGCCAAAAACACCCAAAACAAACAAACAACUAAGAACUUCUGGUCAUUAAUUAAAGAUAAUUAAGAAAGUGAAAAGCCACAAACUAGGAAAAGAACAUUACAAUGCAUAGACUCAAAAAAUGACUCAUGCAGAAUUACAUAGUCAUUAAGGAAAAAGGACUUGAACAGACCCGUCACAAAAAAGGAUUUCCCAAUGGCCAAUAAGCAUGUGGAAAGGUGCUCAAUGUCACUAGAGAAAUUUAAUUCAUAGAGAAAUGGGAGUUAAAACCACAAUGAGAUACUACUAUAUGCUGACUAGAAUGACUAAAAGGUUGACAGUACCAAGUGUUGGCGAGGAUAUGAAGUAACUAGAACUACUAUACACUGACUAGAUUGACUAAAAGAUUGACAAUACCAAGUGUUGGUGAGGAUAUGAAGUAACUAGAACCGGUAAGAGGUAAAAAGAAAACUGUGGGGACUUCCCUGGUGGCGCAAUGGCUAAGAAUCUGCCUGCCAAUGCAGGGGACACAGGUUCAAGCCCUGGUCCGGGAAGAUCCCACAUGCUGUGGAGCAGCUAAGCCCGUGUGCCACAACUACUGAGCCUGUGCUCUAGAGCCCGCGAGCCACAACUACUGAGCCCAUGUGCCACAACUACUGAAGCCCGCGUGCCUAGAGCCCAUGCUCUGCAACAAGAGAAGCCACCACAAUGAGAAGCCUGUCUGCCACGACGAAGAGUAGCCCCCGUUCACCGCAACUAGAGAAAGCCCAUGUGCAGCGAUGAAGACCCAACGCAGCCAAAACUAAAUAAAUUUUUAUUAAAAAAAAAAAAACCGUGGUACAGCACAGGGAAUAUAGCCAAUAUUUUAUAAUAACUUUUUUUUUAAUAUUUAUUUAUUUUUUGGCUGUGUCACGUCUUAGUUGCGGCAUGUGGACUCUUAGCUGCGGCAUGCGGGAUCUAGUUCCCCAGUCAAGGAUCGAACCCGGGCCCCCUGCAUUGGGAGCAUGGAGUCCUUCCUACUGGGCCACUAGAGAAGUCCCUAUAAUAACUUUAAAUGGAGUAUAUUCUGUAAAAGUAUUGAAUCACCAUGUUGUGUACCUGAAACUAAUAUAACAUUGUAAAUCAACUAUACUUUUAUUUUUAAAAAUCUCCUAUAAGCCACUCCUGACCUGUGGGAAUAUAAACUGCCAGUGACAAGUACUAAACUCUUGAUAAAUAUGUUAUUAUAGGUUGCAAGUUGAGUUUUCUGAGCAUGGAGCUAGCUACUGGGAAGGCUUAGUAGGGCAUGCAUGGAUACUAAUUCCCCUACCCAGUGUUGCUGGUCUGUAUUGUAUAGUAUUAUCUAUCAAUACAUGUAUACGUUUACAGGAUACCAUUAGAAUUCACUGUAUCUCCAACCUUUCAAUUAAUGUAUUUUGGUUAGUAGUGAUCUUAAUACCUUAAUUCAAAAGGAAUCAGCAGAAUCACUGUUGGGUAAUUAUAACUCCAACACCAAACUUUCUCAAGCAUUCCGUUAAAAAAUCUCAGAGGAGCUUCCCUGGUGGCGCAGUGGUUGAGAGUCCGCCUGCCGAUGUAGGGGACACGGUUUCGUUCCCGGUCCGGGAAUAUACCACAUGCCGCGGAGCGGCUGCGCCCGUGAGCCAUGGCCACUGAGCCUGCGCAUCCGGAGCCUGUGCUCCGCAACGGGAGAGGUCACAACAGUGAGAGCCCCGCGUACCGCAAAAAAAAAAAAAAAAAAAAAAAAAAAAAAGGUCCACAUCAAAAAAAAAUCUUUAAAAAUAAAAUAAAAUAACAUUUCCAGCACUGCAGAAGUCUUCCCAAUUCCCCUCACUCAGUCAAUAAUGCCCCCAGAGUUAACCGCUGUUCAGAGCUCCAUCACCAUUUAUUACAGUUUUGUCUGGUUUUGAACAUCAUGUAAAUGGAAUCAUACCAUAUUCACUCUUCUGUGGCUUGCACCUUUCAAUGGCAUUGAAAAUGGUCGUUUCCCCAGCUUGCUAUCAGGAUAUGUGUUUGUCUUGUCUCUUGUGACACUUGUUUUCUUCCCUGUCCUUGGGGGUGUCUUCAAGCUGUUGACUUCUGGGAUUUGCAGAUUUCACAAUGUGAUACUAUUUAUUUUUUUGUCUGUAGGUUAUUUCUCCAGGGGCAAAGAAAAUAAUUUCCUAAAAUCCAUAUGAAUGUAAAGAAAAGCAGUUUGUUAUUGGCUGUUGGUGGUUUUUUUUAUAAUGCAAAAUAAAAAUAGUAAAAAGAAAAAAAUGGUAUCAAUGAGAUGACAGCAGUUGUAAUGAACAGAAAGCUCGAUUCAAACUGUCUUAAAUUAUAAACACAGUUUAUUGGCUCAUUUAAUUGAACAGUCCUGAAGUAGGGCUGGUUUCAGAUGAAGUUUGAUACAAUGCCUUUUGAUUUUAUAAGGAGUUGAUGUGGCAGACACAGCCGGUUGCCUUCCUAAUACCUAUUCCCCCCUGCUCCAAAAAAGAAGGCCAUUUUUGUUUGGGGAAGUGCCUAGUUAAACAGACUAACUUUCUCAGAUUCCCUAAGAGUUCAUGGUGUCCCUGGGAUACAUUGUGACCCACAAGACUUACAUUGAGGGCUUCUGGGAAAGUUGCUUCUCUGGCAGAGGUGUCUCCCUUUUCUGCUUCUUUUCCCUUCAACUUCCUGCUGAGAAUGUGAGUAUAACGCUUACAGCUGUAGCCGCCAACUUGUGACGGUAAGGCAAUGAGGCAACAACCUUGAGAAUGGACUAGCUUGCUAAAGAUGGUGGACAAGAGAAGCAGAGCAUGCCUCCGCAACAUUGUAAAGCAGUGGCACCAACCCUGGUCUGCCCACCUCCUGAUAUCUUAUUGCAUGAGACAAACAUGAAACAAAUAUUUGUUUAAGCUACUGUUAAGUUUUUCUUUUACUUGAGACUAACCGCAUUCCCCACUGAUAUCUUCAGUUUCUUUACAUCUCUUGUGUACAUCUCUUGUGGUAAAUGCUUCAUUCUAAGGCUUGUUUCCCUUUGUAGACACAAACUGGCUUCCAGCAGCCUCAGAAGCCUCCUGCUUCCUCGCUUGCAUCCUACAGGAGAGAUCUUUAUCCUAGAAUUCACUGGUCCUGGUUCUGAAAAUCCUGCUGGCAUCUACUGCUGGAGUCUGUGGCUAGAGAACUCACGACUCCCUGAAUAUUUUGGCCCGUGCUGCACACCAUGGAGAGAAAAGCAUCCUAUGAACCGUCAUACACUCAGACUGGUGCUGAUGAUACGCUCUGUCAAUUCCUUUGUGAUACUGCUCUUGGAACGCAGCUGUCACGCUGUGAGGAAGCCCCAGCCACCCUGUGGAGAGGCACAUGUGGAGAGAAGCAGCAUACAGCACCAACUUGAAAGCCAUGGAGCCCCGCGCGGACUCAUUCCAUGAUGUCCCUGUCGGUGCGGCCGCAGCGUCGCCUGCUCAGCGCCCGGGUCAAUAGGAGCCAGUCCUUCGCAGGCGUCCUCGGCAGCCAGGAGCGGGGGCCCAGAAGCUUCCCAGCCUUCAGUCCCCCGGGGCCCCCACGGAAGCCCCCAGCGCUCUCCCGAGUGUCCAAGAUGUUUUCAGUGGCGCACCCGGCCCCCAAGGUCCCACAGCCUGAGCGGCUGGACCUGGUGUACACGACGCUCAAGCGAGGCCUGACGGCCUAUUUGGAAGUGCACCAGCAGGAGCAGGAGAAACUCCAAAGACAGAUAAGGGAGUCCAAGAGGAAUUCUCGCCUGGGCUUCCUGUAUGACUUAGACAAGCAAGUCAAGUCCAUUGAACGCUUCCUACGACGGCUGGAGUUCCACGCCAGCAAGAUCGACGAGCUGUACGAGGCAUACUGUGUCCAGCGGCGUCUCCGGGAUGGCGCCUACAACAUGGUCCGUGCCUACAGCACCGGCUCCCCAGGGAGCCGUGAGGCCCGGGACAGCCUGGCCGAGGCUACUCGGGGGCAUCGGGAGUACACAGAGAGCAUGUGCCUGCUGGAGAGUGAGCUGGAAGCACAGCUGGGCGAGUUCCAUCUCCGGAUGAAAGGGCUGGCCGGCUUCGCCAGGCUAUGUGUGGGCGAUCAGUAUGAGAUCUGCAUGAAAUAUGGGCGUCAGCGCUGGAAACUACGGGGCCGCAUAGAGGGUAGUGGAAAGCAGGUGUGGGACAGUGAGGAAACCGUCUUUCUUCCUCUGCUCACGGAGUUCCUGUCCAUCAAGGUGACAGAACUGAAGGGCCUGGCCAACCAUGUGGUUGUAGGCAGCGUCUCCUGUGAGACCAAGGAUCUGUUCGCUGCCCUGCCCCAGGUUGUAGCUGUGGACAUUAAUGACCUCGGCACCAUCAAGCUCAGCCUGGAAGUCACGUGGAGUCCCUUCGACAAGGAUGACCAGCCCUCAGCCGCUUCUACUGUCAACAAGGCCUCCACAGUCACCAAGCGCUUCUCCACCUAUAGCCAGAGCCCACCAGACACGCCCUCACUUCGGGAACAGGCCUUCUAUAAUAUGCUGAGGCGGCAGGAGGAGCUGGAGAAUGGGACAGCGUGGUCCCUGUCGUCCGAAUCUUCCGAUGACUCCUCUAGCCCACAGCUCUCAGGCACUGCGCGCCACUCCUCAGCCCCCAGGCCCCUGGUGCAGCAGCCUGAGCCUCUGCCCAUCCAGGUUGCCUUCCGUAGGGCUGAGACCUCCACUUCUGGAACCGUGGAUGAGGAGGGGGCCAUGGCCCCAGCCCUGGCCAAUGGGCAUGCCCCCUACAGCCGGACUCUGAGCCAUAUCAGUGAGGCCAGUGUGGAUGCUGCCCUGGCUGAGGCUUCAGUGGAGGCUGCAGGCCAAGAAAGUCUAGUUCAGGGACCCAGCCCACCUGCACAUCCAGGUCCCACACAUGGGGAGCACCCUAGUCCUGUCCCUUCUGCCCUGGACCCUGGCCAUUCUGCCAUAAGCCCCGCUCUCAGUACAACAGGCCCUGCCCACACAUCUACAGACCCUGCCCCCUCCGCACACCUAGACUCAGUUAACAAGACCAUAAAUUCUAGCUCUCCUGAAUUGCCAGACCCCACCCACACCACUACAAGCGCCACCUCUAGUGUUGUAAGCCCUACCCAUAGUGCUCCAAGCCUUACUCACACUACCACAGUUUCUACCCACAAGACUGUGGUCUCUACCAUCACUAUUACAGGCCCUACCCCCAGUACCACAGGGUCAGUCCAGACCACCACAAGUCCCACCCACAAGCCGAUGCUUUCUACCGUCACUCCUGUAGCUCCUGUCCCCAAUACUACAGACCCAGUCCAGACCACCACAAGCCUCAGCCACACUGUCACAAACCUGACACACACUGUCACAAGCCCCACCAACAAACACGUGAUCUCUACCCUCUCUACUGCAGGCCCUACCCCCAGUACCACACACCCAGCCCAGACUACCACAAGCCCCACCCACACUACUACUAGCCCCACCCAUACUACUGCAAGCCCUACCCAUACCACCAUAAGCCCCACCCACACUGCUACAAGCCCUACCCAUACCAUAACAAGCCCCGCCCAUACCAUAAUAAGCCCUGCCAACACUACUGCAAGCUCUACCCACACCACCACAAGCAGUACCCACACUACUGCAACCCCUACUCACACAGCCAGGAUUUCAACUCACACCGCUACACCCAAUGCUAAGGACCCAGUCCAGAUCACCGGGAGUCCUCCCCAUUCUGUCACAAGUCCCACGCUUAUAACUGUAAGCCCUUCCACUUUUCUAGACCUUGCCACGCUCUCCAACCCCUCUGCAAACACAGACCCUCCCCUCCCAGGCAUCGACCCCCUGUCCUGUAGCUACCCAGCCUCCACUUCCUGCACUCAGGCAGACCCCAUAGCCCUCAGCACCUCCCACCCAAGUCCUACCUGCUCCAGUUGGGAACCCCUCACAAGCCCUUCCCCAAAACUCCCAGAAGCCAUCUGUCAGAGCCCAAGUCCCCCUCCCUCACCCCUAGCCCCUGUGCCCCAGCAUUCAGACCCUAGAGUGGCCAGGGCUGCCCAGGCCCCAGUUCCAGGGGCAGCUGGAGGUGCUGGGGACAGGAAACUGGAAGAGGCACUGGGGGCCCUAAUGGCUGCCCUGGAUGACUAUCGUGGCCAGUUUCCUGAGCUGCAGGGCCUGGAGCAGGAGGUGACCCGGCUGGAGAGUCUGCUUAUGCAGAGACAAGGCCUGACUCGCAGCCGGGCCUCCAGUCUUAGCAUCACUGUGGAGCAUGCCCUGGAGAGCUUCAGCUUCCUCAAUGAAGAUGAAGACAAUGACAGUCCUGGGGACAGGCCCCCAAACAGCCCGGAGCCUGGGGCUGAGGACAGCCUCGACUCACCUAGUGCCCGACCCCUCAGCACAGAGUGUCCAGCUCUGGACACUGCCUUGGUCCAGCAUCUGUACCACUGCAGCUGCCUCCUGCUGAAACUGGGCACAUUUGGGCCCCUGCGCUGCCAAGAGGCAUGGGCCCUGGAGCGACUACUACGGGAGGCCCGAGUGCUCGAAGCAGUAUGUGAGCUUAGCAGGCGAUGGGAAAUCCCUGCCACCUCUGCCCAGGAAGUGGUGCAGUUCUCGGCCUCCCGGCCCGGCUUCCUGAUCUUCUGGGACCAAUGUACAGAGGGACUCAGCCCCUUCAUCUGCCCCGUGGAGCGGGUGCUCCUCACCUUCUGCAAUCAGUACGGCGCCCGUCUCUCCCUGCGCCAGCCAGGCUUAGCUGAGGCUGUGUGUGUCAAGUUCCUGGAGGAUGCCCUGGGGCAGAAGCUGCCCCGGAGGCCCCAGUCAGGCCCUGGAGAGCAGCUCACCGUCUUCCAGUUCUGGAGUUACUUCGAAGCCUUGGACAGCUCCUCCAUGGAGGCCUAUGUGACCGAGACUGCCGAGGAGGUGUUACUGGUGCGGAAUCUGAACUCAGAUGACCAGGCUGUGGUGCUGAAAGCCCUGAGGUUGGCACCUGAGGGGCGGCUUCGAAGGGAUGGGCUCCGGGCCCUCAGCUCCCUGCUUGUCCAUGGCAACAACAAGGUCAUGGCUGCUGUCAGCACUCAGCUCCGGAGCCUGUCACUGGGCCCUGCCUUCCGGGAAAGGGCUCUACUCUGCUUCCUGGACCAGCUCGAGGAUGAGGAUGUGCAGACUAGAGUGGCUGGCUGUUUGGCCCUGGGCUGCAUCAAGGCUCCUGAAGGCAUUGAGCCCCUGGUGUACCUGUGCCAAACGGACACAGAAGCCGUGAGGGAAGCAGCUCGGCAGAGCCUGCAGCAAUGCGGAGAAGAGGGACAGUCUGCCCAUCGACGGCUGGAGGAGUCACUGGAUGCCCUGCCCCGCAUCUUCGGGCCCGGCAGCAUGGCCAGCACGGCAUUUUAAACUCCCCACCCACCGGCCCCCAGUGCCCCUUCCCCCCACUUUCAGGGCUUACCAGGCACUGGCAGGGAGGGUGAGGGCUGGCUCCAGACACUCCUCCCUCACAGAUUCCUAUCAAUGAAAAUCUAAUAUAUUCUCCUUUUGUCCUCGGGGUGGGUAGAGUCAGUGCCGCAGUGAAGUGCCUCCCAGCCUCGGCUCAGCACACUUGCCAUAGAUCGGUGUCCCGGGCCUGGCCGUCCUGCCUCUGCCCUGCCACGUCCCUUGGUUUUGUAUUUUAUUUACAGAGUUUUACAGAAAAUAAAAAAGCAAAAUGCCUUUCCUACGUA